CAAAAAAGGUGCUUAUCUCAAGCUAUGGUGCCUCGACGAUAUAUUUAUCCGUCUAGUAGUCUCUCUCAAACGUGUUCAUCUCUGUCGCGCAGAAGAAGAUGGCGAGUGUCAAUGUGAUAGUGGCCAACCAUGAGGCAGUUCAAGUCAACUACUGUUGUGGGAUCAGCACCGUCACUGUCAAAACGGCGAAGAUGAUGAUGAUCGCGGGCGGGGUCGUCAUCGGACUCGGGAUCAUCUUGAUCGCGUUGGGGAUUACUGCCAUCGUCACCUUCGAACAAAAUUGCGAGGAUUUAUGCUCAGUGUAUGUAGAAGGGACGUGUGAAUGCUCAUUGAACUACGGCCGCAUUGUUUCACUUUUCAUUUCUGCCCUCCUAUGCUUCAUCGGCGGGGCAGUGGCCAUUCAGCGAUGCCACGCAGGCUUGAAAGCGCUGAGGAUAAGAAGGAUGAAUGCACCGAAUCAGCCAGUAUAUCCCGGCGCCAUCGAAUUCCAGCAAACUGCAUAUGCACACCCUGGUAACCCUUAGCCGUGGUGUCAUCCAUAGGAUCCAGUUCGACCGACGGAUCAAGGACAGAAAAAGUGUCAUUGGAUCAAUUAUGUAUCCAUGUUGAAAGAUUGUUCUUUAUUGAAUAAAUUUCUUAUUCAAGUAUGAA
Darwinula stevensoni is the source of this 651-nucleotide messenger RNA. The record is from the annotation of a GenBank genome assembly. Lineage: Eukaryota; Metazoa; Arthropoda; Ostracoda; Podocopida; Darwinulidae.